This is a messenger RNA of Acanthosepion pharaonis, 507 nucleotides long. NCBI's taxonomy places the organism in Eukaryota, Metazoa, Mollusca, Cephalopoda, Sepiida, Sepiidae. The record is from the annotation of a GenBank genome assembly.
AUGUCAUUUUCAAUCUGUUCAUAUCUAUCUAUCUAUCUAUCUAUCUAUACGCGUUCACAUUUAUCUAUCUAUCUUUGUCUAAUCAUAUCUAUCACUCUAUUUAAUGACGCUUCUUUUUUUAUUCUUCCUUCACUUUUUCUUUUUUCAUUCGUUUUCCCAAUUGACCUCAAUUAUUCGACAUUUAACCCCUUCCUAUCUAUCAUUUCUUCUUGCUUCCCUAUUUACCUGUACGUGUUACUGACGAGACAAUUGAGAAAACACGAAGAAAAAAAAUCAGAUUUUAUAAUUUUAUACGUUCCCAUAUGUACAUUUGUUUUUUCUUUCUUUCUUUCUUUCUUUCUUUCUUUCUUUCUUUCUUUCUUUAUUUCUGUCGUUCUUCCUUUCUUUCUUUUCUUAAUUCACUGUUUUUUCCUUGGCUUUUCUCUUCAUAACUUUCAUUUUCCCUACUAUAUUCUUUCUUUCUUUCUUUCUUUCUUUCUUUCUUUCUUUCUUUCUUCUACUCAAUAA